Toxorhynchites rutilus septentrionalis is the source of this 2079-nucleotide messenger RNA. RefSeq lists its product as uncharacterized. Lineage: Eukaryota; Metazoa; Arthropoda; Insecta; Diptera; Culicidae. The transcript has 6 exons. The record is from RefSeq and is a predicted model, not a curated record. Gene Ontology annotation, cellular component: membrane. Gene Ontology annotation, molecular function: protein binding. The coding region runs from base 357 to 2057 and encodes 566 amino acids.
AAUAAUGCAUGUGUCGGAAUCAACCGACAGGUUCUAGAUUUGCGCGAAGCUACCGUGUGUGCGCGCGAAAUCCGAGAUUCGUUUGUCAAGUCUAGUCCGCCUUCGGUUAGUUCGCGAUCAGUUACUUACGGCAAAGGAUGAAAGUGAAAUUUAGGUUUUUUCAGUGAACGCAAAGGUGCUGGUCUUUAGGGACUAAAAGUUUCAAAAAACAAAUCGGAUGGAUUAUACGGUGUGUUUGUGAGAAUAAACUGUUUAUGCAGUUUGUGGCAGAAUAAAGGGUAUCAAAAACAUAACUUAACAUCAAGGUGCAUCACAACACUGAGAGACGCCAAUCUAGUAGAAAUGCGCCAAAGGUAAUGAUCAAAAGCAUUAUGGGCCGUGUGAAACGUGAGACAAGUUUCAUGUCAAUUCUUCAACUGAUAUCCGGGAGUUUGGUCGUUCUGCUCUUGGGCAGAUCAUAUGGAAGUGAUGAUCACCUGUGCAUUCGAUACGAGAGCUACACUGAACUCGAGACAGUCCCCCGCAACCAAACAGUCCAGGUACUUACCAGGGAAUGGUGCCUGGAGAUUCCACCCCGCUGCACGUCUUAUCGGCCGGAAAUCAAGGAAGUCUACGUGAAACUGAACGUCACCAAAACUCGCAAGAUCGAAUACUGCUGCGAUGGCUUCGAGGAAUACAGUCAGGAAAACCUCGCCGACAGCGGCACUUCCCCAUUGAAACGCACAUGUCGUCCGAUUUGUCGCGGAGGCUGUGGCCGGGGCUCCUGCGUAUCACCCAACAUGUGCAGCUGUGAGGCUGGAUUCACCGGAAAGCACUGCAUACAACGUUGUCGAAACGGAACGUGGGGCGAGAAUUGCAAAAAUCGUUGUUACUGUCAGAAUUUCUCGCUCUGCGACAGUAAAACGGGACACUGUCGCUGCUCGGAUGGUUGGAUCGGGAACCACUGCGAAUCACCCUGCCCGGCGAAGCACUAUGGGACGCUGUGUAAGAACCGUUGUGAUUGCAACACUACACGGUGCGAUCACAUAACCGGCAAAUGUUUGGCGGACGAUGAUCAUGUAAUGUUCGAUAACAUCACGCGAACGUUGGAGAGUAACUUCUCAGGCGAAAGCACAGAACGAAUAUCGGCAGAACAGUGGAUCAAGGUGGAAUCAACUACCGGUUCUGUAGUGGCUUCUACCACAACAAAAACUGGGAUCAAUAGUUCACUACCGAUCAAUUCAACGCAAUACGCCGAAUCCUACAAAGAGUACAUCCCUUCGAACGCCAACGUUAGCAUGGUACCAAUCCAUCUCCUCACGUCCACCACUGAAGCCGCUAGGAAUGAAACUUUCUACGAAAUUUUGACAUCCACUUCCAGGGUUGAGAUCACUUUCAUCGAUUCAUCUGUUAACAAAAUUGAACAUCACUUGAUAGAGUCAUCCACUCUUGCUGACAGCAGUACCGCGUUGGUUUAUCUGGCCUCCGAGAACCAACCCGACUUGGUAGAAUUUGUGGACGAAAAAGAAUCCUCCAACGGAGAGGAAAACACAGGCGAAGAGGAAGUCAACAAUAAACAAGCGAUUGUCACGAUCUCUUGCUUGCUGCUAACCUUGGUGCUACUGCUCUCGGUUGUAGCAUACAUGAAAAAUCUCAACCGGAAGGCGCUGAAGAAGCAGCAGCAGCAACCUUCUUCGAGUAAACCGAACACCAAUGGCCCGGAUAGCCCGAGAAUUCUGGAUCCCCUACCAGAUCUACCGCGGGUUCUUUACACUAAAGUCAGGGCGAAAAAUCAACGCAACGGAAAUGCUCCACUUGAACACUACGAUGUUCCGGCGAACAAUACCUCCGUUAACAAGUCAUCCCCGUUCAAUUACAACUUUACCUCAACCACUGGUAAGCCGUCGCAAAGCCCGCCCAGAAAGUACAGCUUGGAACACAUUUACGACGAGAUUCAAUAUCCCCCGUUUAGUACGGAGAUGGGCGGCCCGACGGAGGGCAGUAUCUACAAAUCAAUUAUGUCCGAUGCGAAAAUGACGCCCGUGAAAGUUAUCGAUGAAGUCAAAGGAAAGCAAUAAAUUAUUUACGUUUCUACCUGUC